Laccaria bicolor S238N-H82 is the source of this 411-nucleotide messenger RNA. RefSeq lists its product as uncharacterized. NCBI's taxonomy places the organism in Eukaryota, Fungi, Basidiomycota, Agaricomycetes, Agaricales, Hydnangiaceae. Gene Ontology annotation, molecular function: protein binding. The coding region runs from base 1 to 411 and encodes 136 amino acids. The transcript has 2 exons. The record is from RefSeq and is a predicted model, not a curated record.
AUGGUUAUUAUAGGUGGGAGCGAUGGGAAGGAGUGUUUUACGGAUGUGUGGUUUUUGAACCUGGAUACCCUCGUAUGGAGCAUGGUAAAACAACAAUCGCCCACGCACCGCAGACUCGCACACAGCGCCACGCAAGUCGGAUCGUACAUAUUCAUCGUGGGGGGACACAACAGCAGCGAAUACGGCUCUGAUCUCCUCCUCUUCAACCUCGUCUCCCUCCAAUACGAACCCCGCACCAUCCUGGGGAAACCGCCCAGCGCGCGGGGGUACCAUGCGACGAUUCUUGCGGAUAGUCGCGUGUUUUUGUUUGGGGGGUAUAAUGGCCAAAGUGCGUUUGAUGAUGUGCAUGUGUUGGAUUUGGCGGCGGGCGCGUAUUUGCCGCAGGUGACGAGUUUUUCGAUCGAGGCGUAG